Molecule: messenger RNA, 2399 nt
Organism: Brassica oleracea var. oleracea
Lineage: Eukaryota; Viridiplantae; Streptophyta; Magnoliopsida; Brassicales; Brassicaceae
Exons: 2
Coding region: 996-1760 (254 amino acids)
Source: RefSeq, a predicted model, not a curated record
AAUGAGACCGUGGGAAAUUGAGGACCCUCUUCAGUUUCUUCACCAGUUCAUCCCUUCACCUGAAAAAAAAAACGAGAAGAGUUAGAGAAAUGCAAUUAAGAGGCGAUCUUUACCGAAACAACGGCUGGAGCUCCGGUGAUGGCGUUUUGAGCUCCGACGGUGGUAUUUAUGGUACCUACGUCUUCGACCUUCACCAUCUGAGGUUCACCGACAAAGCAAAAGAAUUUUGGAUCUUCGACAAAGCUCUGACAAUUGUUCUUGUGCUCCAGCGUCGUCGAUUUAAGCUUCAAUCUUGUUUAUGGUGUUCUAUUUGUCUUCGAUCUGGAGCAAAGGACUUUUGAAAUUUUCAGGUACAUAUGGGGAGAAAGGAUCAACACAAGAUAGAGACCGAGAAACAAAAACUUGCCAAGCAAGAGACUGCUAGACAUGGGAAGCCUUUAACCUCUGAAUCUACAACGGGAGGAACUUCUAGGCAACAAGCCUUGGCAGCAAAGAAGAGAGAUGGCAAGCAGGUUGUAACUGCCGAGGGAGUAGAUGCUAGUGGUAGACGAUCAGCCUCUUCCAAGAGGUCUAAGGAGCCAAAGGACAAGGGGAUAGCUCUUCCUCAAGAGGAGAAAAAUGAAGACAUCACUGAAGGAGACCAAGCUCCCCUCAAGAAAGCCAAAGUGUCUAAAGGGAAGAAGGUUGAUACUGAGAGGAAUAGAACCAAGAUAUCAACUGAAGAUGAGCUAUAUGGGCAUUUGAAGAAUGGUGUGUUGUGGCCUCCAACUCGAUUUGCGGAUAUCAAAAUUAUGGAAGAGUUGGAGAUAGGUGACAACAUUAUGCAAAUGUUGGAGCACAUGAACAUGCAGAGCUUCUCCACUAUGGCCUACCCUACCUAUGAAGACGAGUCAUGUUAGUUCUUGGCAUCGUUAGAGGCCACCUUUCACACCACCAAACAUGUGCGGCAAGGAUGGGGAAAGAUCAAAUUCAAGAUCCAAGGAAAGGUUUACUACAUGACCUUCAAGGAGAUUAGACAAGCAUUUGGUCUUAAAGAUUUGGAGGAAUCAUCCAUCCCCAUACCUUAUGAUGCAACUAGGGAGGAGAACAUUGCCAAAAUGGUUUGGAAGGUGUUGGCGGGGAAGAGUCGCAAAGCCAGCCGCGACAAGAACGCUUCCAUUCGCCAUCCUUCCGUGCGCUAUCUCCACCGGUUGAUUGUCCACACCAUUUUCCCAAGGAAAGAACCAGGAACUAUUAAUGAUGAGGAACUACAACUUCUUCACCAAACCGUCCAACAUUAUGCUCACCCAUCUCAGUUGCCUCUUGUCAGCACUGAUUUCUACAAGAAUUUUGGAGUGGUGGGAUUCUUUGUGAAACGACUCAUCCACUACAAAGAGUGGGCUUCGACAACAAGUGACUCGGAACCUCAGAUUGGAAUUGAUGGCUUGAUAACUCCAUUGCUUAAGUUCAAGGAUAUAUCCUUAGAAGAUGAUCCAAUUGGUCCCGCUUUCAUGGAUGGAAGCUACUUGAAGAAACCUCAGUACUCCAGUGAAAGAUUCGAGGGAACUUAUGUCUACUCUUACCUACAGUCUACAAAGGAGGUUGAAGUGCUUCUCCCAAAUUGGAACCUCACGAGUUUGACGCGGCCAGGAGCUAUUAGCUUUGAUAUUGGGGAAGAGCACCUCCUUGGACCCCAUGGUCCUCUAGGCCCCAUGAGAUCUCCCAAGAAGAAGAAGACUGCAGAUAGAUGUGAUGUGUUCCAAAAAAACACUUUCGGUUAAAACUCCGAGCUCCUCUAUGGUCCUCCUCGUUACCACUUUGAGCAACGUCCUGGAGCCAUACCCAAUGGUCCCCUUUGCCAAGCUCAUGAGCAUAUUGGCAACCUCCAAAGGUGGAACAGAGCUCAGGACAGAACUAUCUUCAAGCUCAAAGCCAAAUGUAAGGAGUUGAGUAAGACUGUGAAGAGGCAAGCAGAAGCUUCAGCUCAGUUCAUGAAGAAGGUGGCUGAUAUACUAACUAGAGGAGCUGUGGCAGGAUGCUCAUCAUCAGACUUUGACUUCCUUACCCCCCCCCAGCCGCAACCCCCAAUAGAUCCUUUGGCACUCAAUUUCCCCGCCACCAAGAAACAGCUGCUCCGCCGGAAGCGAAACCCACCAGCUCAACCAUCCGAUUCAUGAAACAAGUCUCCAUCCCUUGCCUCAACAGAUAAGGAAGCUGACACCGAGGAUGAGGCAUCAGCCUCUUCCCACGCUCCAUAUUGAGGUACUCCUCCACCUUUCCAUUGUAUAUAUCAGUUUUUCUUUGCAUUUUUCUCUCUUUUCGGUAUCUCCUUCAACUUCCUAACGCAGAGACUUUGUGAACUAAGUUUGGGGGAGGUACCAAGUAUUUGAUCAUGUUUUCUCUGAUGAUUUGAGUCUCAC